AUGAGUUAUCCCACUUCAGUGUCACAAAGCGAGAUGAACAACCUUACCAGAGAUGUGCAAACUACGUCGAUGUCUUGCGCAGAGAAGGAUGUAACAAGAGGUUAUUUCGACCAGUCCACGAAGGAUAGCUCGAAACAUGCACAUCUUACAAAGGUGAAUGCAAAGCACUCACUUCACAGGUGCGUCUUCAAGAAGCCAUACAAAAGCAAGAAAGUUGCGGAAGAACAAAGGAAGACUCUGAACACACAGCUUAGACAGAAAUUCAUUUCGCCAUCAGACAACUUGCUUUCACCAUGCUCAAGGAAACUGAAUGAUCAUAAGUCAAAACUAUUUGUUGCCAAAUCGCAACCCAAAAGACUCGACUUUGCACACAGCAAGCAGAGUAUACUGACCAGUUCAAAGGUGGUUGCCGAAUCCGAUAAUGACUGCGAUGACGACGAUUUGUUUAUUAGCUAA
This is a messenger RNA of Saccharomyces eubayanus, 456 nucleotides long. It is a transcript of the gene BNS1, whose product is annotated as Bns1p. The record is from RefSeq and is a predicted model, not a curated record. The transcript has a single exon. NCBI's taxonomy places the organism in Eukaryota, Fungi, Ascomycota, Saccharomycetes, Saccharomycetales, Saccharomycetaceae. Bases 1 to 456 code for a protein of 151 amino acids.